CGCCCGGGUGUAUGAGAGGAAGCGCGGAGCGGGGGCUGCGGCCCGAGCCACUCGCCUCCUCUCCCGGACGGCGGCAGCCGAGAGACCGGCCCGGGGGGAAGCGAGGGGGCAGCGAGGAGGCGGCGGCGGCUCCAUGUAAAGAGACCCGGACACGCACGUGAACUGCCGAGCAGCCCCCCCGGAGCCGGGAGGCAGCGAGAGACUCGGGGACCCGGCAGCCGAGGGGGCUGACCCGUCUGUCACUAAACUUUCUCGGACACGCGAGGUAUCUCGGGACCUGGCGUCCAACUUGCUGUGAAGUCCUAGAGCCCCCGCAGGGAAGCGGAUCCCCGUGUCCCCGGCGCAAGGGUGAGCUUUAGUUGCCCCCUGUAUCACCGAUAGCCUGUCUGCUGCAGCCAGAGAGCCAAAGGAGGGAAACUUAACCCGCCGCUGUUGCUGUUCCUAAGGAAGGAGAGCCAGGACCAUUCAUGAAACUGGUGAGAGGAAAAAGUGGCAGCCUAGGACUGCUUUGGCAGCAGAAUUUUAUGGUACUUGCCAAGAGCAGCAGACAGACAGCUUGUGUCUAAUUGGAGCUGGUGGUUUUGAAAUGUCGGCUGCUUUCACAAGGGAUUGAAACAAGACCACAAAACUUAUUCUGCCUAAGAUCACAAGCUGAACUUAAAUCAUGAUCUCAGAAGUAAGAACAGUGGAUUCUUUGUGGAUUUUAAAGGCCGAAGACAAGUAUUAUUAAUUUUAAAUAUAUGGAAAAAUAACACGGCAUAAUAUUAAACGACCAGAGAGACUGUGAGAAGAUUAUUUUAAAGAAAUCUGCCUGUUGAGUUGCUGAUGGUGGUGAAGUAUUGAUCCAUUAAAAAGGCUUGCAGUGAAGCUUUUUACUUGAUAAUGUGAAAGCAUUUGCAUCAUCAGAUAGUCUAGCCAAGGUCCAAGAAGUAGCAAGCUGGCUUUUGGAAAUGAAUCAGGAACUGCUGUCUGUGGGCAGCAAGAGGCGACGAACUGGAGCGUCUCUUCGAGGUAAUGCUUCCUCAAGCCAAGUAGAUGAGGAGCAGAUGAAUCGGGUUGUGGAGGAGGAGCAGCAGCAGCAGCAGUUACGACAACAAGAGGAGGAGCACAUUGCAAGGAAUGGGGAAAUAGGUGGAGCAGAGUCUGGACUUGGUGACAGAAUUGAAUCCCAGCAAGAACAGUUAGAAGAAAACAACAAUAGGCUUAUUGCAGUGGAUGAAGAAUCCAGUGGUAACCAUGAGGAGGAGGAGGAGGAGGAGGAGGAAGAACAUGGUGCUGAACAAGAGGAGGAGGUGGAAGAAGAGGAGGAAAUGGACCAGGAGAGUGAUGAUUUCGAUCAGUCUGAUGACAGCAGCAGAGAAGAUGAACACACUAACAGUGUCACAAAUUCAAAUAGUAUCAUGGAUUUGCCCAUACACCAGUCAUCUCAAUUCUACAUAAAGACAAAGAUGAAGAGAAAGUUGGACCAUGGCUCCGAGGUCCGUUCUUUCUCUCUGGGAAAGAAACCCUGCAAAGUCUCAGAAUACACGAGCACUACUGGGCUUGUGCCAUGUUCAGCUACACCUACUACUUUUGGGGACCUGAGAGCAGCCAAUGGCCAAGGACAACAACGGCGCCGGAUUACAUCUGUCCAGCCACCUACAGGACUUCAAGAAUGGCUGAAAAUGUUUCAGAGCUGGAGUGGACCAGAGAAGUUACUUGCUUUAGAUGAACUCAUUGAUAGUUGUGAACCAACACAAGUGAAACAUAUGAUGCAAGUGAUAGAGCCCCAGUUUCAACGAGACUUUAUUUCCUUGCUCCCAAAAGAGUUGGCACUAUAUGUGCUUUCAUUCCUGGAACCCAAGGACCUUCUACAGGCAGCACAGACAUGCCGUUAUUGGAGAAUUCUGGCUGAGGAUAACCUUUUGUGGAGAGAGAAAUGCAAGGAGGAGGGGAUUGACGAACCAUUGCAUAUCAAAAGAAGGAAAGUAAUAAAACCAGGCUUCAUACAUAGCCCAUGGAAAAGUGCUUAUAUCAGACAGCACAGAAUUGAUACUAACUGGCGGCGAGGAGAGCUUAAAUCUCCUAAGGUGCUCAAAGGACAUGAUGAUCAUGUAAUCACAUGUCUACAAUUCUGUGGUAACCGAAUAGUCAGUGGUUCUGAUGACAACACAUUAAAAGUUUGGUCAGCAGUUACAGGCAAGUGUUUAAGAACACUAGUUGGACACACAGGUGGAGUCUGGUCAUCACAAAUGAGGGACAAUAUCAUUAUUAGUGGAUCUACAGACCGAACACUUAAAGUAUGGAAUGCGGAGACUGGAGAAUGUAUUCAUACUUUAUAUGGACACACUUCUACUGUGCGUUGUAUGCAUCUCCAUGAAAAAAGAGUUGUCAGUGGGUCUCGAGAUGCCACGCUGAGAGUUUGGGACAUAGAGACAGGCCAGUGUUUACAUGUUCUGAUGGGACAUGUAGCUGCAGUCCGGUGUGUUCAGUAUGAUGGCAGGAGGGUUGUUAGUGGAGCAUAUGAUUUUAUGGUCAAAGUGUGGGAUCCAGAGACUGAAACCUGUCUACACACACUGCAAGGGCAUACUAAUAGAGUCUAUUCAUUACAGUUUGAUGGCAUCCAUGUAGUGAGUGGAUCUCUCGACACUUCAAUCCGAGUUUGGGAUGUGGAGACGGGAAACUGCAUUCACACAUUAACGGGCCACCAGUCAUUAACAAGUGGAAUGGAACUGAAAGACAAUAUUCUUGUGUCUGGGAAUGCAGAUUCAACAGUCAAAAUCUGGGAUAUCAAAACAGGACAGUGUUUACAGACAUUGCAAGGUCCCAACAAGCAUCAGAGUGCUGUGACCUGUUUACAGUUCAACAAGAACUUUGUAAUUACCAGCUCAGAUGAUGGGACUGUAAAACUUUGGGACUUGAAAACGGGUGAAUUUAUCCGAAAUCUAGUCACACUGGAGAGUGGGGGAAGUGGAGGCGUCGUCUGGCGGAUCAGAGCCUCCAACACAAAGCUAGUGUGUGCAGUUGGAAGCCGAAAUGGAACUGAGGAAACAAAGCUGCUGGUGUUGGACUUUGAUGUGGAUAUGAAGUGAAGGGCAGAAAAAUGAAUUUGUCCAAAUGUGUAGACGAUGUUUCCCUUCCCUCCCCCUGCAAAAAAAAAAAAUCCCUUGUCCUUGGUGGUGCAGGAUGUUGGCUUGGGGCAACAGAUCCUAAAGACCUACA
Chelonoidis abingdonii (Abingdon island giant tortoise) is the source of this 3201-nucleotide messenger RNA. The record is from RefSeq and is a predicted model, not a curated record. NCBI's taxonomy places the organism in Eukaryota, Metazoa, Chordata, Testudines, Testudinidae.